CAGCUCCUCACUCUCAUCUCUUUGUCGUCUCAGAGCAGAAAGGCAGCAUCCACCAUGACCUCCUUCAACAGUCAGAGUUUCUCGGUACGGAGCUCCAGCGGCUCCCUGAGCAACUUCGGUGGUGGACUGGUAUCAGUCAGGAAGGCUGGCAGUGUGUAUGGAGGAGCAGGAAAUGCAGGGGUCCGCAUCUCCUCUUCUUCCAUGGGUGGACGUGGCAGCAUGGGGGGAGGCUACUCCUCCUCAAGCAGCUACAGCGUGUCCGGCAUGGAUGACAGCAUCAUCGGCAACGAGAAGUUCACCAUGCAGAACCUCAACGACCGCCUGGCUUCCUACUUGGCCAAGGUGAAGGCGCUGGAGAAGGCCAACGCCGAGCUGGAGCUGAAGAUCAGGCAGUAUGUGGAAAGCAAGGUCGGUCCCAGCACCAGGGACUACAGUGCCUUCUUCGCCACCAUUGCUGACAUCACUGCCAAGAUUCAGAGCGCCAUCAGAGUGAAUGGUGGGCUCCAUCUCAGCAUUGACAAUGCCCGCCUGGCUGCAGACGACUUCAGACUCAAGUAUGAUAAUGAGCUGGCAAUGCGUUUGUCUGUGGAGGGCGACAAUGCUGGCUUGAAGAGAGUCCUGGAUGAACUGACCAUGGCGAAGAGCGACCUGGAGAUGCAGAUUGAGGGUCUGAGGGAGGAGCUGAUCUUCCUCAAGAAGAACCACGAGGAGGAGAUGCUGGCAAUAAGAAGUCAGAUGAGUGGUCAGAUCGACGUGACAGUGGACGCCACUCCAGGACCAGACCUAAGCAAGAUGAUGGCCGAGAUCAGAGAGUACUAUGAGAGCAUCACUGCCAAGAACCAGAAAGAGCUUGAGCUCUGGUUCCAGACCAAGACGGAGACUCUGAACAAAGAGGUGGUCAUUCAGAAGGAAACCCUGCAGACGUCCAAGUCAGAAGUCACAGAGAUCAGACGGACGCUGCAGUCGCUGGAGAUCGAGCUGCAGGCCCAGUUGGGCAUGAAAGCGUCACUGGAGGGAACUCUGGCUGAGACACAAAACCGUUAUGCCAUGCAGCUCUCUGGAUACCAGAUGCAGGUGAGCGCUCUGGAGGAGCAGCUGGUGCAGCUGAGGGCAGACCUGGAGAGACAAGCACAAGAGUACCAGAUGCUGCUGGACAUCAAGACCAGACUGGAGAUGGAGAUCGCCGAAUACAGGAGGCUGCUGGAUGGACAGGGCAGCAGCAGCAGUGUCAGCUCCUCUUCAACGACCUCGACCACCAGGACCAGGCGCAUAGUGGAAGUGGUGGAGGAGGUUGUUGAUGGAAGGGUAGUCUCUAGCUCCUCCACCACCUCCUCCGUGAGCUUAAUUACAUAUCAAGUUGUAUUAAGUAUAAAUACACCCUCCUCUCCCUUGUUCUUCUCCUGCAGGUAUGAUAAUGAGCUGGCAAUGCGUUUGUCUGUGGAGGGCGACACUGCUGGCUUGAAGAGAGUCCUGGAUGAACUGACCAUGGCGAAGAGCGACCUGGAGAUGCAGAUUGAGGGUCUGAGGGAGGAGCUGAUCUUCCUCAAGAAGAACCACGAGGAGGAGAUGCUGGCAAUAAGAAGUCAGAUGAGUGGUCAGAUCGACGUGACAGUGGACGCCACUCCAGGACCAGACCUAAGCAAGAUGAUGGCCGAGAUCAGAGAGUACUAUGAGAGCAUCACUGCCAAGAACCAGAAAGAGCUUGAGCUCUGGUUCCAGACCAAGACGGAGACUCUGAACAAAGAGGUGGUCAUUCAGAAGGAAACCCUGCAGACGUCCAAGUCAGAAGUCACAGAGAUCAGACGGACGCUGCAGUCGCUGGAGAUCGAGCUGCAGGCCCAGUUGGGCAUGAAAGCGUCACUGGAGGGAACUCUGGCUGAGACACAAAACCGUUAUGCCAUGCAGCUCUCUGGAUACCAGAUGCAGGUGAGCGCUCUGGAGGAGCAGCUGGUGCAGCUGAGGGCAGACCUGGAGAGACAAGCACAAGAGUACCAGAUGCUGCUGGACAUCAAGACCAGACUGGAGAUGGAGAUCGCCGAAUACAGGAGGCUGCUGGAUGGACAGGGCAGCAGCAGCAGUGUCAGCUCCUCUUCAACGACCUCGACCACCAGGACCAGGCGCAUAGUGGAAGUGGUGGAGGAGGUUGUUGAUGGAAGGGUAGUCUCUAGCUCCUCCACCACCUCCUCCGUGAGCACCUGAGCUUCCGACGCAGGUGACAGCCAAUCACCAUCAUCACCAUCAUCAUAGUCUCAUCACCAUUGUUCACUGAUGUUGAGAAUCUGAUGUCAAAUAAUAAAAUAAGAGCUCAAAUAAACUCUGUGCUUAUGUC
Molecule: messenger RNA, 2329 nt
Organism: Epinephelus lanceolatus (giant grouper)
Lineage: Eukaryota; Metazoa; Chordata; Actinopteri; Perciformes; Serranidae
Source: RefSeq, a predicted model, not a curated record